Notolabrus celidotus (New Zealand spotty) is the source of this 2813-nucleotide messenger RNA. It is a transcript of the gene isl2b, whose product is annotated as ISL LIM homeobox 2b. Gene Ontology annotation, cellular component: nucleus. The record is from RefSeq and is a predicted model, not a curated record. The transcript has 7 exons. Lineage: Eukaryota; Metazoa; Chordata; Actinopteri; Labriformes; Labridae. Gene Ontology annotation, molecular function: DNA-binding transcription factor activity, RNA polymerase II-specific; cis-regulatory region sequence-specific DNA binding. The coding region runs from base 1046 to 2140 and encodes 364 amino acids. Gene Ontology annotation, biological process: positive regulation of transcription by RNA polymerase II; neuron fate specification; axonogenesis.
AUUUCAUCCAUAACAUGUUGAGAAAAUGGAAGUGGUGAAAAACCAUGGACAGUUUUAGACACGGUGUUUAAUACAGAAAGUGUAGGCAUCUAGUUUGGGACUUUAUAGAAGAUCGAAUCACGGAGAUGGCCUCGUUCUCGUGAAGAUGAGUCCGGACGCGGAGAAAUUGUCGUGUCUUUAGAUCCUGCUGAUUUUAUGUCAAAAAGAAAGAAACAAAUAAUCAAAAAAACCAAACAAAUAAGAAAAGAUGUAUACAUGAAAAAAUUAAAACUAUCUGCAAGAAUUAGGUUAUUUGUCGUUCAUAUAAAAAAAAGGCAGCAAUCUUCAUCAUUUCUGCCUCCAGGUCAACGAGCAACGUAACAACUUAAAUCUGUCCUCAACAGAUUUAAUCACUUUCCCUUCAUGAUACAGAAAUGUAGAGGUUGUGAUUUAGGAUUUAGAUUUAGAUUUAUUUUAGAGCUAAGAGACUGAUCAAAAUAGAUGUAAUAAGGCUUACUGUAUGUGAUAUAAAAAUCAGAUCAGAUAAGUAAUCUCUGACCUGUGGAGCAUGGUUCAUAGAUUUUGAUAUUGACCAAAUAUAUCAAAAUUAUUUUCCUUUCAGUUCUCAGCUAUUAAUUAAUGGUGUGACAAAGUUUUAUCUACUUGAACCCCAAAAAUAUUGUAUUUUUAUGAUUAACACUUACAUGCAGGUUUCCCACGUUUUAAUGUCACAGUUUUUAAUAUUAUCGUGUCAUUGUGUGCAUCUCUGACAGUUUUUUAAAACAUACACACAAAAAGUAUAAAUAUUUGUUCUCCACCUUUUUAGACAUCAAACUGUACAGAAUUUAUGUUUUUACAGUUUGAGAGAGGGAGCGCUGCUGUAGGCCGAUUGGAGAGUCCGGUGUUGACGUCAUGACGUCAGGUCAGCAGCGUGUGGGACCCUGCAGACUCCUCGCCCGCCCCCCCGAAGUCCGGAGAGACACACGUUAUCAGGGAGGCAGCAGAAGGGCCAGUCAUCUGCUCACAUCUUUUCUGCAUCGACCACAAUCCCCUUCAUCCUUCCUGUAUGGUGGAUAUUAUUUUCAGCUCUUCUUUCUUGGGUGAUAUGGGGGAUCAUUCCAAAAAGAAGCCAGGAUUCGCGAUGUGUGUCGGAUGUGGAAGCCAGAUCCAUGACCAGUACAUACUGAGAGUGUCUCCCGACUUGGAGUGGCAUGCAGCCUGCCUUAAGUGUGCGGAGUGCAGCCAGUACCUGGACGAGACCUGCACUUGUUUCGUCCGGGACGGAAAAACGUAUUGCAAAAGAGAUUAUGUAAGGUUAUUUGGAAUAAAAUGUGCAAAAUGCAACCUGGGAUUCAGCAGCAGCGAUCUGGUGAUGAGAGCCCGGGAUAACGUGUAUCACAUCGAGUGUUUCCGUUGCUCGGUGUGCAGCCGGCAGCUGCUGCCGGGAGACGAGUUCUCUCUGCGGGAAGACGAGCUGCUGUGUCGGGCGGACCACAGCCUGCUGCUGGAGAGGAGCUCGGCAGGAAGCCCUCUGAGCCCCGGACACCUCCACCCCAACAGACCGCUGCACCUGGCAGCAGACCCGGUGUCGGUGCGGCAGGCUCCGCAUCGGAACCACACGCACAAGCAGUCUGAGAAGACGACACGAGUCCGGACGGUACUGAACGAGAAGCAGCUGCACACCCUGCGGACCUGCUACAACGCCAACCCGCGGCCGGACGCGCUGAUGAAGGAGCAGCUGGUUGAGAUGACCGGCCUGAGCCCCCGGGUCAUCCGGGUCUGGUUCCAGAACAAGCGCUGCAAAGACAAGAAGAAGUCGAUCCUGAUGAAGCAGCUCCAGCAGCAGCAUCACAGUGAUAAGACUGUAAGCAUCUUCAACCUGCAGGGCCUCACGGGGACACCUCUUGUAGCGGGGAGUCCUAUCCGACAUGAGAGCAGCGUGCAGGGGAACCCCGUGGAGGUUCAGACCUACCAGCCUCCAUGGAAAGCACUGAGUGAAUUCGCCCUGCAGAGUGAUCUGGACCAGCCCGCCUUCCAACAACUGGUAUCUUUCUCUGAAUCGGGCUCUCUCGGGAACUCUUCGGGCAGCGACGUGACUUCUUUGUCCUCUCAGUUACCGGACACCCCCAACAGUAUGGUACCCAGCCCGGUGGAGACGUGAAACGGGGCCCUCCAGACCUCCCGGGUCCCCCUUUUCUCCUGCAGGGACAUUUGCAGCAUGAUCCCGGUCCCCUGCAUGUGACCAGCUCAUCAUCACCAACUACAGCGGAGUUUUUUUUUUAUUAAUAUUAUUUUACUUCCUGAGAUGGAACAGAAGAAAGAAGCGAUGGACUCCUGUUUUUUUCUUCCUUUUUAUGGAGCUUUCAUCGACAAAAACUGAGCAGAACAAUUGUUGCAUGACUUGAUACGGAGAUAGAAGAUGUACAGAAGACCUCCUGAUGGAUAUACUACAACAAAUCUCCCCCUCUGAUACAAAAAGGAGACAUUUCCAAAGGACAUUUCUGCGAUUUCUUCAUUGUGAUCAUAUUGUGUCUCAUUUUUUGAUACAUUUAUUGCGUUGUGGAGUCCAGUUGACUCUUUGUCUUAAGGUCAGAGCAUGAUAAUCUGCAAACUAUUCGUGUUGUAAAAUACUUUAUCUUACGGGCAGGAAACAAGCUGUUUGAGCUCCUCGAACAAAAAAAGUAAAUUAUUGUUAUAUUAUUUAUUGUUAGGAAAGCGGUUCGUAAAGGGAUUAUUAACUGAUAAAAAAUAAAAAGAUGAACACGUGAUGCGUCUUGAUGACCAAUCUUUGUGCAGGCGAUUUGUUAUGCAGGCGCAUUGGCGUUCUUAUUUAA